CACCAUAUGUUAAUGUGAAGAGUGAACAGUAAAUGGUUAAUCUUACUGCGAUCUGGUUCUUAUUAACUGUGGUUUAUCCGGACGUUAAAUUCGGCGUUUCGUUACACCCGAAGGAGAACGUGACAGUGAAAAAGCGGCAUUAUCAGGUGUUUCAAGUGCUGCAAUGUCAGCUCAAUCCAGCAUCAAGUCGACGCCGCCCAGCGACAAGGGCAGUAAACCGACAUCAAGUAAGCCCACCCGGGCGUUAUCAGGUGUUCCAAGUGCUGCAAUGUCAGCUCGAUCCGGGAUCAAGUCGAUGGCGCCCAGCGACAAGGGCAGUAGAACGACAUCAAGUAAGUCCGCACAGGCAAGAGCCAAGGCAGAAGCCGCCAAGGUGCGACUGCAUUACGCCAGACAAGAAGCAGUUUUGAAAAUGAAACUGGCCACCAGAGAAGCCGAAAUCCAGAAAGAAGAGGCUGCCAGAGAAGCCGAAAUCCAGAAAGAAAGGGCCGCCAGACAAAGAGAAGAGGCUGCCAGAGAAGCCGAAAUCCAGAAAGAAAGGGCCGCCAGAGAAGCCGAAAUCCAGAAAGAAAGGGCCGCCCGAGAAGCCGAAAUCCAGUUGGAAAUGGCAAAAAUAUCGACAGAGUUGCAAGUGCUGCAGCUAGAAAGAGAAGAAGCUGCUGCCAUGGCGGAAGCAAAGUACAUAGAAGAAGCUGAAGGGUCGCGUGAUCUGACCGCAGCAAGAUCUACUUUAGAAAGGACCAGACUGGAACGCACAAGCGACUAUGUACAAUCUCAAAUAGACAGGCAGGCUCGUCUCCCCUCUCCAUACGUAUUCGAUAACUUCCCCAGCUACGAGGAACCUCAGAGAGUCACGAUUGCAUCACAUCCAUACGAGGAAGGAAAUUUACCCUCACGGCUCCGUGAUGAAGUCAAGAAUGAAAGAACCGACAACGCUCCUUCACCCCCACAACAGGACGGCGGGGAGGGAGAGGUUCACUCCAGGACAACAAUUGUCAGCUCGAACUGUACAGAAGUUUGCGGUCAAACUCAGUCAAGCCGUUCUUGUUCCGAGAUCUGCCUCACUGAGGUGUACCCUAAAGAAGCACAACGAGACAUUACCAAGCGUAAAGUAACCGACGAGACGCUAGGUCAGUCAGUUUUCGUUCAAACCGAGGACGGAAACAAACUUGCACAAUCAGCUCAAGAUACCAUUUCUUUAAAACCCAAAGACACCAAGGUCUUCAGAGAUGAAGCAAAUAAUGGGGUUGCCCCAUUGCCUAUCAGAGAACCAUGCCAGCGCUCACCAGAUAACAAAGAGCAGGCAGUCAAACGGUUCACGUCCUUACGGAAAACCCGGAAAAGGAAACCUGAGAUGCAGCAACACACCCGAUUGGCCCACGAGGUACUGUGCACCCUAAUGGCAGAGGUCACAGCCAUUAUAAACGCACAAUCAUUCCUACCUGUGUCUUCUGACCCAGAAAACCCCUUUAUACUUUCGCCAUCAACGCUCCUUACGCAGAAGGCAGGAGCACCUCCUCCACCAGGAGACUUCUCAGACAAGGAUUUGUACACAAAGCAAUGGAGACAAGUCCAGGCUCUGGCAAAUCAGUUCUGGCCUCGCUGGAGACAAAAAUAUCUACCUUUGUUGCAACAGAGACAAAAGUGGACAGAACCCCGAAGGAAUCUUCAAGUUGAAGACUUAGUCCUGCUCAGGGACAAGCAAGCCGCUCGCAACAGCUGGCCAACGGCCAGAAUCACUGCUACAUUCCCUAGCGAGGAUGGACAUGUCAGGAAGAUCGAAUUGAAGACUACCGACCAAGGCGAUGUGAAAAUUUACCAAGGGCCAGUUACAGAAGUUAUUCUACUUCUACCCAAUGACUGAUUAAGAGACUAAGUUUUGUACUCUGCUCAUUGUGACCUUACGAAGGUCAAGCGGGGAGUGUGCUGUCUUUACGACAGUUAUUUAGUUUAUAAUAUUUUCGCUUAGUAAUUCAUUCAAUAGUAUUUUCUAGUUAGAAUUAGAAGUGUUUAAAGUAUAUUCAUUGCAUGUAAAAUAUAUCGGCAUGCGAUGACGUCACAUCCGGUUUCGCCGCGUCUUGUGGGAAAACACCGGUUUGAAAUUAGCGCGAGGGUGGGGGCUUUCCACGAGGCUCACCUGAGCAGAAGCAGUUUUGCAGGCAUGAGAAAUCACAGUGAGAGCAACGCUUUUUCACCAUAUGUUAAUGUGAAGAGUGAACAGUAAAUGGUUAAUCUUACUGCGAUCUGGUUCUUAUUAACUGUGGUUUAUCCGGACGUUAAAUUCGGCGUUUCGUUACACCCGAAG
Hypanus sabinus (Atlantic stingray) is the source of this 2305-nucleotide messenger RNA. RefSeq lists its product as uncharacterized. The record is from RefSeq and is a predicted model, not a curated record. The transcript is spliced from 2 exons. Bases 164 to 1864 code for a protein of 566 amino acids. NCBI's taxonomy places the organism in Eukaryota, Metazoa, Chordata, Chondrichthyes, Myliobatiformes, Dasyatidae.